AUGCAGUCCGGAAUCUCAGUCUCUGAUGAGCUUCACGAAGCCUUCAGGAACUUCGUCUCCGAUGAAUCCAUCUUCUGCCUUCCCGUAACAAUCAAGUCGGAAAGCCUGUCGCCCCUUUCCCCGGUUCCUUUCGCCUCUCCGAACGCCUUCUACCCGUCUCUUUCUCAGCUCUCAUCCGUCCUUGAACCCAAGACUCCUCUUUACCUCCUCAUUCGUCGCCCUGAGGGUGGUUCAUCCUCCCUCGUGGCUUUGACCUACAUUCCUUCCAAUGCUGGCGUGCGCGCUAAGACUCUCUUCGCCGCAACCCGCGCCACCUUGGCUAGGGAACUGGGAACGGAGAAGUUCGCUUCGACCAUCUUCGCUACGGAUGAAGAUGAGGUCAUUGGCGAGGAGGCAUGGAAGGAGCGGGAUGCAGAGAAGAAGGGCACCGCGGGCGGUUUCCGACGGGAGGAUCUGAUGGGCGAGAAGGAGCGGGAGUUGGAGGCUGUGCGAAGAGCCGAAGAGGAGGCUCGCAGCGGCACUCCGAGCAGAGAUAUUGGUAUUGGUGGCACGUUCAAAAGGGGAAACCCAUUCGGUGGUGCAUCCGUCAAGAUGCACGUGGAUGACGAGGUUAAGCAGGCCCUCGAAGGGUUACAGCAGGGUGGCCUGGUUCAGCUGGCCAUUGAUGUCCCCACGGAGGCGAUCAAGGUUGCUGCCGUUGAGUCCGGAGUGGAAGCAAACUCCGUCCAGUCACACAUCUCUUCAUCUUCUCCCCGGUACACUCUUUACCACUACCCCGACUCUGACGUGGUGAUCUUCAUCUAUACCUGCCCCUCGGGUUCCUCGAUCAAGGAGCGUAUGCUGUAUGCCAGCUCCCGGAUGCAUGCAAUCACUAUGGCUGGCGAUCAGGGCCUGAAGAUUUCAAAGAAGAUCGAGGCAUCCUCGCCCGAUGAGAUCACGGGCGAAAGGUUGCAUGAAGAAGUCCACCCCCCACAGGAUAACGGACCGAGCCGGGGAUUUGCGAGACCGAGACGUCCGGGUCGGUAA
Aspergillus vadensis CBS 113365 is the source of this 1026-nucleotide messenger RNA. RefSeq names its product actin monomer binding protein. The record is from RefSeq and is a predicted model, not a curated record. Gene Ontology annotation, molecular function: actin filament binding; actin monomer binding. The coding region runs from base 1 to 1026 and encodes 341 amino acids. Gene Ontology annotation, biological process: actin filament depolymerization; barbed-end actin filament capping. Gene Ontology annotation, cellular component: actin filament; cytoplasm. The transcript has 4 exons. Lineage: Eukaryota; Fungi; Ascomycota; Eurotiomycetes; Eurotiales; Aspergillaceae.